Actinia tenebrosa (Australian red waratah sea anemone) is the source of this 1464-nucleotide messenger RNA. RefSeq names its product AN1-type zinc finger protein 1. Gene Ontology annotation, molecular function: zinc ion binding. The record is from RefSeq and is a predicted model, not a curated record. Lineage: Eukaryota; Metazoa; Cnidaria; Anthozoa; Actiniaria; Actiniidae. Gene Ontology annotation, cellular component: cytoplasm.
UCUUCAAAGAUGGCGGAAUUUCCGCAGCUCGGUGACCAGUGUCAAAUGGCUUCUUGUAAACAACUAGAUUUUCUGCCCUUCACAUGCAGCAGUUGUAAUGGUAUUUUUUGCAAGGAGCACAGGUCCAGAUUGGCCCAUGGAUGUCCAAAAACUGAGGAGGAAAAGUCUUUAGAGGUUGACGACACUAAGUUGCAUAAAAAUGUUGAUGAUAAACAUGUUUGCUGCUUUGAUGGAUGUAAAAACAGAGAAUUGUUUCCUGUCAGCUGUGAGCACUGCAAGUUGAAUUUCUGCCUUGGGCACAGACACCAAGUUGACCACCAAUGUACAGCAUUACCUAAGGUGCAGGUGGAACUCUCUUCUGAUGAAAGACUUAAACAAAUCACAGGGAAGGAAAUGAGUAAAGUGAAAAAAGGCCGCUCUGGGGUGAAAAAUGAAGCCAGGGCAGCUAAAGUGGCUCUAAUGAAGCUAAAAAUGAAUGCCGUUGGUGACCAAUCUAUUCCUCAAUCAGAGCGUGUUUACUUUAACAUAUAUCUUCCACAAGGACAUAAGGAGAAAACCAAGGCAAUGUAUUUUUCAAAGUGUUGGACUUUAGGUAAAGUGGUGGAUAAAAUUGCAUCAACAACUAGAUUAAAAAAUGAAAAUAAUAUCACUUCUAAGAAGAAAUUACGCUUGUUCCAUUCCCGAACAGGCGAAGUAUUUCAAACAGAUUGCUUAUUAGAAGACUUAGUCCAUGAUGAAAAUUUAUUGGUUGUCAGUGGAAGUGAUGUAAUACUAGAGUAUGUCACUAACGACUGUGGAAUGUUACCCAAUGCCCAAGAUUACAAAAGUUGACAAGAGGUAUGAAUGUCAACAUCACUGGCAAUGUUAUUCCGAUAACUCAACAAUUGAGGAUUGUAGGAGGACUAGAAUUUUUUGUGGGGGGAGGAGAUGGAAUGGAAAAGAAUGGGGUGAUGCUAUUUUUAAAUCGGGUCGUAAAUGGCAAUCUGGUAAAUCCUAAGCCUUCAUGCUAAAAGUGAAUGUCCCCUUACCUGGUGUGGGAUAUCUUUAUCAAGAAUGGUUUGUAGCAUUAGGAAUGUAAAGAGGAAAGUAAUCAGAACACUGGUCAUGUGAUUACCCAUGGCCCCUGUUCUACAAAGUGUUUAUAAGACAACCUCCAUUUUAUACUUACUAGAAAUAUUAUUUAUUGAAACCAUGUAAUUUAUUUACUCCCCGCAGUUGAACUAAAUCUAACAUGUACAGUGUUUGUUCCCUUUAUUAAGCAGACAUGUACCUUAGUGACUUUGCAUGGUGCUUAAUAGGGGUGUUGCCUGCAUAUGGGAAAAAAAGUUUGGUCAUGAUUUUACUAAAUAGUGUCCGUUUAAUAAAGGGUUACAAAGGCAUCACUGUACUGCUGACCUAGACGAACUUAGUCACGUGGUUCAUUUUGCCCCUCAAUACUUGCCAUAAAAGUCCAUAAUACCCAUA